Molecule: messenger RNA, 1707 nt
Organism: Chaetomium fimeti
Lineage: Eukaryota; Fungi; Ascomycota; Sordariomycetes; Sordariales; Chaetomiaceae
Product: beta-lactamase/transpeptidase-like protein
Exons: 4
Coding region: 1-1707 (568 amino acids)
Source: RefSeq, a predicted model, not a curated record
AUGGGCCUCUUUAGCCACCUCGCCCUCUUGGGCGCAUUUGCUACCCUCGGGCUUGGCCAGGACUGUCCCAUCUUUGGACCGGCGUAUCCGCAGAUCGUCGAUCCCGGCUCCGCAACGGCAUUCAUCGAGGCUAAGACCGCCAUCGAAGAUGAGAUUUCCAAAGGCAUUUCCAGUGGGCAGUUGGACAAUGGAACAGUCUUUGCGAUACAGGUCUUCUCCCGUCACUCGGACGAGAUAUUGCAUGAGCACUACUAUGGACCCUCGAUCGGCCCCGACACCGUGUUCCGCCUUGCCAGCAUCUCGAAGCUCAUGAGUGUGUACACAACCCUAGCAGAGUUGGGCGACGGAUACUGGAACGACCCCAUUACCAAGCACGUCCCGGAGCUCGCACGGCUCAAGGUGCAGAAUCCGGUCUACGAUGUCGACUGGUCUGAGGUCACCCUCGGCGCCAUUGCCGGCCAUAUGGGCGGCAUCCCGCGAGACUACGCCCUCGGGGACGUGUCCGCUCUCAUCCCGGAAGGUACUCCUGGGUUGCCGGCCCUGAAUGAGACGGAGCAGAUCCAGUGUGGCAACAUCAACGUCCGGCCAUGCACGAGGGAGGAGACGUUCGCCAUGAUAUCGAAGUCGUUCCCGAUCGCACCUAGCGACCACACCCCCGCCUACUCCAACAUGGCCUUCCAGCUGCUCAGCUAUGCCGUCGAGGGGAUCACCGGCAAGAAAUUCUCGACGCUCGUCGACAAGAAUCUCAUCCAGGCCCUAAAUCUCACCCGCACCUUUCUCUCGCCACCCAUCAACGACACCAACGCCGUGGUCCUCGAGGCCUGGGACUGGGACUUUGGCGAGGAAGCUCCCGGCGGCGGCUACCUCUCCACGGCCCACGACCUAACCCACCUCGGCCGCUCCAUCCUCCGCUCCACCCUCCUCCCGCCCCCCACCACGCGCCGCUGGCUCGCGCCCAUCACCCACACCGCGCGCACCACCCUCUCAGUCGGCCGGCCCUGGGAGAUCGCCCGCCUCGCCCUGCCCAUCUCCGUCUCCCCGCCCUCCAACACCACCCGUGUCACGGAUGUGUAUUCCAAGCAGGGGUCCAUCGGCCAGUACCAGAGCCUGCUGGCGCUGUCGCCUGACCAUGGGGUGGGGUACGCGAUGCUGAUUGGGGGGGAGGGGGCUGCGGGGACGUAUGGGUUUUUGCAGGGGGUGUUGGAUCGGGUGUGGUUGGGCGCGGCGGAGCAGGCGGGGAGGGAGGAGGUGGGGGGGAGGUUUGCGGGGGAGUAUAAGGUUGCGGGUGGUGACAAUGGUGAGGAGGGGGAGGCGGUGGUGGAGUUGAGGGUGGUGGAUGAUGAGCCGGGGUUGUUUGUGCAGAGGUGGGUGAAUGAUGGGGUGGAUUUGUUGGAGUUUCUGGGCGGUGCGGGGUUGGGGCCCCAGGGGGCGAGGCUUGGGGCGUGGUUGUACCCGAUGGGGCUGGAGGGGGGAGGGAAGGUGGCGUUUCGGGCGGCGUUUGGGGCGAUGGGGGUGCCGGCGGGUGAGACGUGCGCGUCGUGGGGGUCGUUGGAUCUGGCCAAGUACGGGGGGAAGUCGGCGGAUCUGCUUAUUUUUGAGCUGGGAGAGGAUGGGAAGGCCGUGGCGGUGGAGGUGCCGGUGUUGAGGAAGACCUUUAGGAGGGUCGGGUCGGAUGGGGAGAAGUGCAAGGUGAAGAAACAGUAUUGA